This is a messenger RNA of Cuscuta campestris, 782 nucleotides long. Lineage: Eukaryota; Viridiplantae; Streptophyta; Magnoliopsida; Solanales; Convolvulaceae. The record is from the annotation of a GenBank genome assembly.
CAAACAGCCACCCAUUUUCAUGUCCGCACCCCAAUCCUGAAAUUGAGAACUCUACAAACAAACAAAAAAUGGCGGUGAAGCUGAGGUUGGCGAGGUUCGGGUGCAAGCACAAGCCCUUCUACAGAGUGACGGUCACUGAUAGCAGAUCUCCGAGGGACGGCAAACACCUGGAAGUUGUUGGCUUCUACAACCCUAUCGCUGGUAAAGAUGGUGAGAAACAAAUGAGUAUUAAGUGUGAACGUGUGAGGUAUUGGCUAUCAGUUGGGGCACAGGCAACAGACCCAGUUCAGCGUCUUCUAUUCAGAGCCGGCGUGUUGCCACUAACACCAGUGAUGGCCGUGGGACGAAAAGGUGGACCCAGAGAUGCUCAUGUGGCUGAUCCCUAUGAUGGGGCUUCUUGAGUUUGAGAGUUCUGAAUUGAAUGCUUCUUCCUCAAUGGAAACAUGCAUGUCUGUUCCAAACCCUUAAGGGCUAAGGUUGAUGUUUUUUUUUCUUUUACCAAGUUUGGAACAAACUCUAGUGACCAAAAAAGUUCUCCAAAUGCUCCCUUCCUCUCUUCUCUUCACUGAACCACUGUCAUGUGUGCCCUUCAUCACUCUGUCUCUCUUUCUCACUUGUCUUUCCAAUUUACAUGUUUUGGAGGGGGUGUUAAAACUCAUCUUCAUUACUUCUCUAGUUUUAACUUUUUGGAGUCAACCAGAAUCGACUCUUGGACAUUUAGUUGAAUAAUGACUAAUAGAUAAUGACUAAUGGUCCUACAUUAAGAAAAUAAAAACAUAUGG